This is a messenger RNA of Penicillium verhagenii, 3207 nucleotides long. RefSeq names its product AMP-dependent synthetase/ligase. The transcript is spliced from 5 exons. The record is from RefSeq and is a predicted model, not a curated record. Lineage: Eukaryota; Fungi; Ascomycota; Eurotiomycetes; Eurotiales; Aspergillaceae. Bases 1 to 3207 code for a protein of 1068 amino acids.
AUGGGUAUCCAACGUGGAACAUCUGUUCAACCAGCGGCUUCAUCACAAAACUCUGAUCCUUUGACAGAAAGGUUUGGCCAACUCAAUGUCUUGGAUGACUUGAUUCGCCUUCGUGCUGCAGAUAUUGUUCAACUCCCAAUCCUCGCAUACCCAAGCUCAGAUAAGGAUGCUGCAUCGUAUAACUACUAUACUGGUCUGCAGCUCGAUGAGAUGAUAGACCAGACUGUUACUACGUUGAUGGAAGAUGGAUUUACCCCGCCCAAGAAAGAUGGAUCUAUAGUAGCGUUGCUGACGUUAUCAGAUCUAAGUAUGAUCAUCACUCUGUUCGCACUUAGUCGCCUUGGAUACAAAGUCAUGAUAUUAUCGCCACGUCUAUCAGGGGAUGCUUGUGUGUCGUUGCUGAAUACUGUCGGUUGCGACAACAUUAUAUAUGGAAAAACAGGAACUGAAAUCCGCAUAACGAUCGGUGAAAUCCUGAAGCGGAAGUUUGUCACCUGUCGCCCCGUCCCUGUACUUUCUGAUGCUACCUCCGAGACAUCUUUGUUGGUCUUGCACAGAAAGCGAAACUCCGAGGCGCAACGGGACAAAAUCGCCUUAAUCCUCCAUUCCUCCGGGUCCACGGGAGACCCAAAACCCAUGUUUCUUACACACCGUGCUAUCAUGACACAUCCAUUACGAGGGCCUGGGCUGACAUCUUUCAACUCUCUUCCCUGGUAUCACCUCCAUGGAAUUUCGACUGCCUUGCAAGCAAUGUGGAUGAGGAAAACUGCAUUCAUGUGGAACGCAGCUCUGCCGCUGACGGCUGAUGCGCUCGUUUCAGCUCUCGAAGAAGCCCGUCCUGAAUAUGUUGCCGCAGUCCCUUACAUGCUACAGCUGCUCGUGGACAGCCCUCGUGGUGUCGAGUUACUUCGGAGCUGUGAGGUGGUUGGUUAUGGCGGGGCGCCGUGCCCCGAUGAACUUGGCGAUGCUUUGGUGCGGGCAGGAAUUCCGUUUGGUGGUUCAUUUGGACUUACGGAAGCAGGGCUCGUCGCCGAAUCAUUAUCUCGACCGAAAGAUGACCCUUACUGGAAUUAUUUGAAAUUCUUUGAGAACCUGCUUCCUUAUAUCUGGAUGAAGCCCCUAGGGGGCUCGCUCUACGAGUGUGUCUAUCUGGCUGGACAUCCGGCACUGACAACAUCAAACUGCAAUGAACCGCCUGGAUCAUAUCAUUCUAAAGACAUUUUCACCCCUCAUUCCACGAUUCCCAACAGAUGGAAGUACGUAUCGCGACUUGAUGAUCGUCUGACUCUUAUCAAUGGAGAGAAAGUGCUCCCACUUCCAAUCGAAGGCUGUAUUAAACAGCACCCUUUCAUUCAUGAGGCAGUCGUAUUCGGACUGGGGAAAACCGCCCCAGGUUUGUUGAUUUUCCGAUCGCAGGAAGCGGACGAAAAUAUAUGCCUACCAGAUGAUCAGUAUCUUGAUGAGAUCAGGCCCAUCAUUGAAAUUGCCAAUUCUCGUGCGGAGCAUUUCUCCCGCAUCGCGAAAGACAUGGUUGCCGUUUUGCCAUUUACUUCGCCAUUUCCACGAACGGAUAAAGGGUCUAUGAUUCGUGCACAGGUUUACCUGCAGUAUAAUGAUCUGAUAGAGAGCGUUUACUCGAAUGCAGAAGGCCAACAAGGGGACAUGCGACUGACAUUGGAGGAAACCAUUGUGUUUUUAAUGGCGUUGUGCCAGACCGAGCUCGGUAUCAGCCUCUCUAGUGCUGAGGCAAACUUCUUCUCAGAGGGGGUUGAUAGCCUGAAAGCGAUUCACUUACGGCGUCUCAUUCUUCAGAAUUUCGAUCUACCCAAGGACAGCAUUGCUCAGAAUGUGGUCUAUGAACAGGGAAGUAUUGAUCGAUUAGCGGUGCAUGUUUGUGCUUUGCAAAAUGGCGAGGAUCUCACGGAAAGUUCUUCGCAGACUCUUUCAAUAGUGGACGAUAGUACCGAUUUUAUGUCGAAAAUGAUUGAGAAGUAUUCUUCAUUUCAACCACACACUCCCACUGAGUCUUUAUGCAGCAGCAGCAGCAGCAGCGUUAUUCUUACCGGAGCCACCGGAUCAAUUGGUGCCCACACAUUAUACGAGCUUCUGAACGAUGACUCCGUCUCCACGGUUUUCUGUCUUACCCGACGCAAAUCACCAUUGGAAGAUAUCCUCCAAAGCCUAGCAGAAAAAGAGCUUCACGUCACACCAGAACAGGCAUUAAAAAUCAUCGCCCUUAACAGCUCACUCGACCAACCGGAUUUUGGCCUUGAUGAAGACCUCAUGAAUCGCAUGCGCAGAUCCGUUACUCAAAUUCUGCACGUUGCCUGGCCCGUCAAUUUCAAUCUUCCCCUGUGCCAAUUUGAGCCCCACCUUCGCGGCCUGUACAAUCUCCUCCAGUUCUCACUUUCCGUCGAACAACCACAGCCAGCAGUACUCAUGUUCUUAUCCUCCAUUUCCACCGCACUCGGCGCGACGUCAACGAAUAUUCCCGAAGACUCAUUGGAUUUAGAACUGAACACUGCUUACAUGGGCUAUGGCCAGUCCAAGCUAACAGGAGAGCACAUUGUCAGUGCGGCCCACCGAUCCGGAGCGAGAGCUUAUUCGCUCCGAAUAGGCCAGGUGUCGGGACAUUCGAAGAAAGGUCUCUGGAACGACAGCGAAGCACUGCCGCUUAUGAUCCGGUCUGCUUUGAUCCUGAAAGCGUUGCCCAGUCUGAACGAAAGUUGUUCCUGGCUGCCAGUUGAUAAUCUCGCAGCAACGAUCCUGGAACUGACGAGAUCGAGGUCGGGUUCAGUUGGCGAAUUAUGCGAGAAGGAUUGUACGAUGCCUGCUGGGCAGACUGGUGAUGAUUCGAUCUACAAUGUGUGCAAUUCUCGUGAGUUCUCGUGGUCUGCACUGCUGGAGUCCUUGGGUCGGAGUUUCCAGUUCGAUGUUGUGCCUGUUGAGAAGUGGCUGCAGUUGCUUCGGGAGAGCGAGGCUCGUGGUGAGGAGCAUAUUAAUCCGGCUGUGAAACUGAUUGAGCAUUACGAGGCCAUGUAUGGUACUGGGUCUUCUGCUCUUCGCACUCUUGGACCGAAGAGGUUUGUGACGGAGAAGGCGGAGAGGGACAGUGUUACUUUGCAGAAUGGUCGUCUGAGGAUUAUUGAGGAUGGGAUUCUGAACUGUUAUAUCCGCGACUGGAUUUCUCGCUGGAUGAGAUCUUGA